AUGGGACAUUCUCCGGACCGCCCACCCCAACAUCAGGAUUUUGACGUGAAACAUAUUGUCGCACUGGUUCAACGCUUACAUUCUUCGGAGGAACAACUCCAGACACGGUGGAUUAACGCUGUACUGGGCCGAAUCUUUCUCGCUUUGUACCGGACCCCCGAGAUGAAGGAGCUUGUCCGGACCAAGAUCAUUAAAAAGAUAUCCCGUGUCAAUAAACCGAACUUCAUUAGCAAGAUCGGUCUUCGAAGCAUUGACAUGGGAAAUGGCGCCCCCUUUAUCAUAAAUCCAAGGCUCAAAGAUCUUAUGGUGGAUGGCAAUUGUUGUGUCGAAACGGACGUUCAGUAUACUGGAAACUUCCGCGUGGAGGUUACGGCCACUGUGCGGAUCGACCUGGGACAGCGUUUCAAGGCGAGGGAGGUUGACAUUGCUUUGGCAGUAGUUCUGAAAAAACUGGAGGGACACCUGCUGAUACGGUUCAAGCCCCCGCCGAGCAAUCGAGCGUGGAUUUCCUUCGAGUCGAUGCCCAAUAUGGUUAUGGACAUUGAACCCAUUGUCAGCUCGAAACAAAUUACAUAUGGUAUCAUACUGAGGACGAUUGAGAACAAGAUUCGCGAAAUGGUGGCAGAGAGUAUUGUCUUGCCAUUUUGGGAUGAUGUACCUUUUCUGGACACUGUUGCAGAACGAUUCCGUGGCGGAAUCUGGCAGCGGGACUGUCCUGAACCCGGGUCAACGAUGGAAAUCCUUGACGAUUCUGGGAGUGAGCCUCGAGUGCCAGAAGGCGCUGAUACAAUCAGGGUAUCGAAGUCGAGGGACGAUCGCGUUAUGAGUGAACCGGCUAUUUGUGAUUCCGUUACCAACUCUGCAGAAUAUUGCGAGAAGGCAGGGCUAUCAGGAGACUCUGGCAAGGGCUCCUCGACCACAUUACCCUCAUCUUUAGGAAAAACUGCAAGUUCGCCGCCACGGGCAAUUCGCUCUCGAACAUUCUCCCAUACUGCUGAUCCUGUGCUGACCGCCGACCAUGGACAAAUGGAUGGUAUACUAACGGACUUCAAAAACGACAAUAAGGGCAAUGCUGCUAGCGCAAUGAUAGAGAUAUCUAGUCGUUCUCCUCCUACAACGCCAAAUGAACAACAAAACAGCUCGUCUCCUAGUGUUAAUCGGAGCAUACUGGAAGCCGGGCACCCGAGCUGUGAGUCUUUUGAUACUGACUGUACUGAGAACACAGUGGAAACCAGCAGUGAUUCGCCCAAUGCCCCUCCUUCUCCUCAGACAGCUGAUCCUGCGUUGAGCAUGGGAGGUGCGCCUAGUCGUUCGACCUCGUCUUUGAACACCAUUAAACCGCGUCGUUCUGCUAUUCUAGAAGGCUCGACUUGUUCGAGCGCUUCUCAUCUACCGCCAAACCAAAAAAGCCAGAGCUCGCGAUCACUGGGUACAGCGACCUCGAUGGCAAAGAAAUGGGGAUGGAACAUGUUCGGUAGAGGAGACUCCAGUACAAGCCUUGGACUCGGAGUGUCGCGACCUGCAGGUACCCCUGAGGAACCAAUUGGACGUGGACAUCCACUUCCUCCUCCAGGUACUCCGCUGCCGACGCCUGCAAAGGUAAAUAGCAACAAGCGGAAUUCCGUCUUGGUCCCGAAGCGUAAGCCUGUGCCGCCCACCACCGUUCAGGAGCAAGUGUCAUUGGACCAGAAUGGGAGAAAUCAGCUGCAACUAAAGUCUGCCUUUCCACAACGGAAGCCAGCACUUGAUCCCAGCGAUCUUGCAGAGCUACCCGUUGAGCUACUCGUUGUUGAGGCCCCUUACGAUUCGGCGCCCAGCAGCCCGGCCGACCUUGUGCCAGCCUUGAGCUCCUCAGAACACGGUACAAUUAUCGCCGAACGGUCCGAAGAACUGGCUCAAGGUGAUACUGGAAUCAAAACGCGACAUUGUCAUGCAGAGGAGCAUACAACGAUGGCCCAAUCUUGA
This is a messenger RNA of Aspergillus mulundensis, 1965 nucleotides long. RefSeq lists its product as uncharacterized. Gene Ontology annotation, cellular component: endoplasmic reticulum; ERMES complex. Gene Ontology annotation, molecular function: lipid binding. Gene Ontology annotation, biological process: phospholipid transport. NCBI's taxonomy places the organism in Eukaryota, Fungi, Ascomycota, Eurotiomycetes, Eurotiales, Aspergillaceae. The record is from RefSeq and is a predicted model, not a curated record. The transcript has a single exon. Bases 1 to 1965 code for a protein of 654 amino acids.